Messenger RNA from Musa acuminata subsp. malaccensis (wild Malaysian banana), 1813 nucleotides. The record is from RefSeq and is a predicted model, not a curated record. NCBI's taxonomy places the organism in Eukaryota, Viridiplantae, Streptophyta, Magnoliopsida, Zingiberales, Musaceae.
UGGCAUCUAUAUAACCGGAGGGCCCACUCUGUUGCAAUCACAACAACUUCUCUGCCCUCGCGCGCUCUCCUCCUCUCGGCUCUCGGCGAUCUCGUCGUUCUGCGAAGGUCGGAACUGCUCUCCGACGAACACGAACGGGCACAGCUGCGAGGGUCCUUCCCUUCGAUUUUUAUUGCGGCGUGUGGAGUACGACCGCUUCAUCCCGUUCCGGUCGGCGAUGGACAUGGACUACGCACGCUUUGCCCUAACCGGGCCUUCGAGACCGCAGCGUGAUGGUUCGAGGGAAUCCCCAUCGAGCGUGGCGUACCAAAAGCUUCUUGAUGACUGCAUUUUGAAGAACAGUUCUCGUAUCCUCGCUUUCAAGACUGCACCUGAAGCGCCGGCCAGCAAGCUGCCCCAGUUUGACGAGCCCAUUCGGCCGCAGAAGAAGCAACAGAGGCGAAUCCCGAAAGAACCAGAGAGGGUUUUGGUAAUCCACGGCUUGUUGGAUGAUAAUGUUUUGAAUCUCCUCGACUGGGGAAGCAAUAAUGUGUUGGCGAUUGGCCUUGAGGACGCAGUGUAUCUCUGGGACGCUGCAAACGAGUCGACUAAGGUUCUACAACCCGUAGAAGACAGAGGACCUAUCACUUGCGUCCGAUGGUCGCCAGACUGUGCAGUUCUUGCUGUCGCAUUUGGCAAUUCAGAUUUAGCCCUGAUUGAUCCAGCAACAGGACAUUUCGUGGAUGGGAUGGAAGAUGAGAACCAGGCCCCUGUGUUGUCACUUGCGUGGAGAAGUAAUUCAAUCUUGACGGUCGGAAGAUUUGAUGGCACUAUUGUUGAUUAUGACUUUAGAAAGGAUGACAUGUUCAUCUGUUUCUACAAUGGGCAUCGGCGUGGAGUUUGUAGUCUUAAAUGGUCCGUGUUGUCAGGGCGAUAUUUGGCGAGUGGAGGGCAGGACAAACUAGUGCACAUAUGGGAUGCCUGCAUGCCUGUCUCACGUCACCAUCCACGUCAACGUCAAUGGCUUCACAGGAUCAGCAGCCACACUUCCGUUGUGAAGGCCGUUGACCGGUGCCCAACUCGGAGCAACUUGUUGGCUUCUGGUGGAGGUUGCAAUGAUCACUGCGUUAAGUUUUGGAACACUAUUAAUGGUGCUUGCUUGAACUCGAUUGAUGCUGGCUCUGAAGUUUGUGCAUUGCUACGGGACAAAAACAAAUCUGAAUUACUGACCUCCCAUGGUCCGCCGAACAAUCAACUCACCUUGUGGAAUUACCCAUCCAUGACGAGAGUGGCUGAGGUUUUCGAUCAUUCAUCCCGGGUUCUUUCCUUGGCUGGGAGCCCACUGGGAGGUGUAGUAGCUUCUGCAGCAGCAGAUGAGACAGUCAGGUUUUGGAAUAUCUUUGAGACUCCCAAAAUAAUAAAACCUGAACUGCCCUUUGCCCAAUUUAAUGUCAUAAGAUGAAAAGGCAGAUUGGUGGAAAUGAUUAAGAUUCCAAAUGGAAGACUUCUCUAGUGCUUGGCAUGAAGAUCUGUUGUUGGUAGCAUUGCGAUGGGAAGUUUCGUGGUGUCAAAGAGGCAGCACAUUUUCAUACAAGCGUAUAGAUUUGAGAUCUUCAAAUACGAGCGCUACUGUCUAAGGUAAGUUAGAAGCCUUACAGCCUUUUACAGCAUUUUAGUAGGCUUAUUUACAACAUGACUGUCAUUGCAGCUACGAGGCUGAUUUUUGUUUCCUAUUUAUUGUUUAUCAUUUCAUAGUUAUCGAUAUGAUUAUUGCCCAAUUGAUGAAACAUGUGGUCUAUGAUUAUUGCCCAAUUGUUAUAAUCUAAUUAUGUGG